CUGGUUAGGGGUCAACUGGUUGUGGGGAGCGGAGCGGAGCUAAAAGAGAAAAUUCGGAAGUUUGUUUAAAGAGUUCCUGCAGCAGAUUCCGUGGUCCUCUUUAGUGAUUGGUGCAGUCUGAUGAUGUCAUCGGUUAAAGUGGAGUGUGUGUUAAAGACAGGCGCUAUGAUUGGAGAAGGGCCGCUGUGGGAGGACUCCCAGCAGACGCUAAUGUUUGUCGAUAUCGCCGGGCAAAAAAUCCACCGCUGGAACCCCUCGACCAAUCAAAGCGAGGCUGUUGAGACAGAGGACUCAGUAGGCUUCGUGGUUCCUCGCCGCUCCGGGGGUUAUGUGGCAGGCGUGGGUCGCAGCAUCGUUGCUGUUGAUUGGUCGACUCAGAUGAUGACAUCACUGGUGGAGGUGGACGAGGACAAACCUAACAACCGUCUGAACGACGGGAAGGUGGAUCCCAGAGGACGCCUGCUAGCAGGUACGAUGGCGAGGGAGGAGCGACCGGCGGAGAUUCAGAGACAACAAGGGUCUCUAUUCUCUGUGACCUCUGACCUCUCUGUGACCAAACACCUGACACAGCUGGACAUUUCUAAUGGGAUGGACUGGUCUCUGGAUCAGAAAACCUUUUUUUACAUCGACAGUUUGUCUCUGACCGUCGUCGCCUUCGACUACGACACAGACUCUGGACGUCUCGGUAACCGGCGUGUGGUGUACCACCUGGCGGAGGGGGAGGGUCUUCCUGACGGGAUGACGUUGGACGCUGAUGGUUGUCUCUGGGUGGCGAUUUAUAACGGAGGACGAGUCAUCAAAAUCGACCCUGAGACCGGUGUGUGCCUGCAGUCCAUUUCUCUGCCGGUGACCAAGACCACUUCCUGUUGUUUUGGGGGUCCAGACUUCUGCGACCUCUAUGUGACCUCAGCCAGUCUUGGCCUGGACCAAUCAGAGAGCUGCAAACAGCCUCUGGCUGGGGGGGUAUUCAGGAUCUCAGGACUCGGGGUCAGAGGUUGUGCCUCACUCUCGUUCUCUGGAUGAUUCUCGGCCGCAGGACGUCGUCUCUAAUUAUUGAUUCACAUUUGAUGAUGAUUAACUGUCCAUUAAUACAUGGAGGCAGCCAAUCAGAGAGGAGGACACUGUGACAGCCAAUCAGACUGCAGGAAAUAUACUUUAUACAUGUAACGGUCAGAAGCGAUUUCUCUAAGACUGCAAGGGAAGCUCAGCUUCCUCUAAAAUUAAAUGGUCAAAUCUG
Molecule: messenger RNA, 1237 nt
Organism: Eleginops maclovinus (Patagonian blennie)
Lineage: Eukaryota; Metazoa; Chordata; Actinopteri; Perciformes; Eleginopidae
Gene: rgn
Product: regucalcin
Exons: 8
Coding region: 121-1023 (300 amino acids)
Biological process (GO): L-ascorbic acid biosynthetic process
Molecular function (GO): gluconolactonase activity; enzyme regulator activity; calcium ion binding
Source: RefSeq, a predicted model, not a curated record